GCGUAGAUUGCCCCGCGCGUUCCCGUUUUGGACCCUCGCAGCUGGCGGUCGCCGCUGUUGGGACACCUGCGCGAUCUACCUGUCCUGAGGCACGGGUAUUCCCAGUUGCGCUCCCUCUCACCUCCCGGUCCGCAGACCGUCCCACCUCCAGCCCCCCACGGAAUCCCGCAUCGCGCCGCUGAGCUGUCGCAGGGCGAGAUGAGCUCGGACGCAGAGGCUGGGGCGCCCCUGCCCCGGCUCUGCUGCCUGGAGAAAGGUCCCAAUGGCUACGGCUUCCACCUGCACGGGGAGAAGGGCAAGAUGGGCCAGUUCAUCCGGCUGGUGGAGCCUGACUCACCAGCCGAGAAGGCGGGGCUGCUGGCCGGAGACCGGCUGGUGGAGGUGAACGGUGAGAACGUGGAGAAGGAGACCCACCAGCAGGUGGUAAGCCGGAUCCGCGCCGCGCUCAACGCCGUGCGCCUGCUGGUGGUUGACCCCGAGACGGACGAGCGGCUGCAGAAGCUGGGUGUCCAGGUCCGGGAGGAGUUACUGCUCGCCCAGGACGGGCCCGGGCAGGCCGAGUCGCCGGCAACCGCCGAGGCGCAGGAGGCUGGCAGCCAAAAUGAGCCGCAGGCCGCCACGCCAGAGUCACGCGAGGCCGAGAAGAGCCAUCCGGAGCAGAGUGAGCUUCGGCCUCGGCUCUGCACCAUGAAGAAGGGCGCCAAUGGCUAUGGCUUCAACCUGCACAGUGACAAGUCCAAGCCAGGCCAGUUCAUCCGGGCAGUGGACCCAGACUCGCCUGCUGAGGCCUCGGGGCUCCGGGCCAAGGACCGCAUCGUGGAGGUGAACGGGGUCUGCAUGGAGGGCAAGCAGCAUGGAGAUGUGGUAUCUGCCAUCAAGGCCGGUGGGGACGAGACCAAGCUGCUGGUGGUGGACAAGGAGACCGACGAGUUCUUCAAGAAGUGCAAGGUGACCCCAUCCCAGGAGCACCUGCAUGGUCCCCUGCCCGAGCCCUUCACCAAUGGGGAGAUCCAGAAGGAGAACAGUCGUGAAGCCCUGGCCGAGGUGGCCUCCGAGAGCCCCAGGCCAGCCCUGGCAAGAUCCACCUCCAGUGAUAACAGUGAGGAGCUGAAUUCCCAGGACAGCCCCAAGAAACAGGACUCUGCAGCACCCUCAUCUACCUCCUCGUCCUCUGACCCCAUCCUGGACCUCAACAUCUCCCUGGCUGUGGCCAAAGAGAGGGCCCACCAGAAGCGCAGCAGCAAACGGGCCCCGCAGAUGGACUGGAGCAAGAAAAACGAACUCUUCAGCAACCUCUGAGACCCCUUGCACCGGCCACCCAGGAAAGGUGGAAGGGCCAGGCCAGCUCCACAGUCAACCUCUUUUUCCUCCCCCCCACUUGCCCCUGAAUUGACAUAAAUCAACACCAGCAGCUCCCUCUUUUUUUCCUGAUUUUUCUAGAGAACUGUGUUCUUCCCUUACCUCACAGAAGGUCGUUUUUCCAUCCCUCCCAAUCAAAAAGCAGACUGUCCCCCCUCCUGAGUGCUUCCGCCGACUGGCUGUCCCCUCGCCACCCUCUUGGGACAUCACUGGGAUUUAAACCAAGCGAGGAUCAUGGGACCAGGCGAGAGGUCAUCUUCCCUCACCACCCCAGGUGUGACUGGGUCCAGGGUUGAUCAAGGAUCUGAUUACAGCGCGGCAUCUCACAGCAGAUGGGGCCCAUCAUCCCGAGACUAGCUUGGGCAUGUUUGUUUUGUUCAUUUGAUUUUUUUUUUCCUUCAUUAACAUGAUUCUUCAAGUUGUUGCAUCCAGGACAUAGCAGUGGCCUCGGCCUAAAGGUUUUUUGUUCCUGCUCCCACCCCCUUAGCCCUGGACAGCAUGGGGAGGGUUUGGCUCCCCCUGCCCAGCCCUGAGCCAGGCACCACCAUUGUUAAGAAAACUCCAUCAGAAAUGCAACUGGUUUCUCCAAACUGC
Molecule: messenger RNA, 1953 nt
Organism: Manis pentadactyla (Chinese pangolin)
Lineage: Eukaryota; Metazoa; Chordata; Mammalia; Pholidota; Manidae
Gene: NHERF1
Product: NHERF family PDZ scaffold protein 1
Exons: 6
Coding region: 199-1299 (366 amino acids)
Biological process (GO): protein localization to plasma membrane
Cellular component (GO): apical plasma membrane
Molecular function (GO): signaling receptor binding; protein-membrane adaptor activity
Source: RefSeq, a predicted model, not a curated record